GGUGACCAUCUUUGACCUUGGUGACGGUUUGCGGGAAGAUCCGAAUGGCGCCAUCUGAUUGAAGCGGCCGCCUCGCUGCUUUGCGGAGGGAGAGGGAUAGAGACACAGAGAGCCUGUGGGAGCCGCCAUCGCCACCAUGCCCCGCCUGGCCACGGUGCUGUCCCUCUGCUGGACCUGCCUGCUCUUCAGCGCCGGCCUCGGCCUCUUCCUCAGCGGCUUCCUGCUGGUGCGGCUGGAGCUCCGCAGCCCCAGCUCCUGCCUCCACUCCCCCUCCUCCACUCGGCAUUUUAAUCCGUGCUGGAUGCCGAGGCGCUUUUCCAGAGCUGUCGUGGUCGUCAUCGACGCCCUGAGGUUUGACUUUGCCAAGUAUGAUCCUGGAAACACCAAUCCCAAACCGUACGAGAAUAAACUCGAGGUGAUCCAUCAAAACGUCGUUUCUAAACCUCAGCACGCCAGACUGUUCCGUUUCAGAGCCGAUCCGCCCACAACCACCAUGCAGAGGAUUAAAGGGAUGACCACCGGUACCUUGCCUACCUUCAUAGAUGUGGGCAGCAACUUUGCAUCAACAGCAAUUGAGGAAGAUAAUUUGAUCCAACAAUUUGUGCUAAACAAGAAGAAAGUGGUAUUCAUGGGAGAUGACACGUGGGAAGCGCUGUUUCCAAAUAAGUUUGCCCGAUCAUUCCCCUUUUCUUCUUUUAACGUGAGAGACCUUCAUACAGUGGAUGAUGGUAUCCUUCAACAUAUCUUCACAACAGUGGAAGCUGGUGAAUGGGACGUGCUCAUUGCACAUUUUCUAGGCGUUGACCACUGUGGGCAUAGAUAUGGGCCUCGCCACUCAAUGAUGGCAGAAAAGCUCAAUCAGAUGAACCAGAUGCUGAGGUCAUUAAUUGCAACACUUCAAAAUGAUACCUUGUUGGUGGUAAUGGGAGAUCAUGGAAUGACAGAAACAGGAGAUCAUGGGGGUGACAGCGAAGGAGAAGUUGAUGCAGCUUUGUUUAUUUAUAGUCCGCUUCCCAUGUUUGAGAUCAAAACUGAAGAUCCAGAGGUCGUGUCUCAGAUAGAUCUUGUACCAACCCUGGCUCUUCUACUUGGAAUUCCUAUUCCAUACAGUAAUAUUGGCAUGGUGAUAGCAGACAUGUUUACCUCUUUACCAAAGCUGGGUGAUGAUCAGUAUCUUGAACAUGCAAAAGCACUUCGCAUUAAUGCCAUUCAGGUGAAUCGAUUUUUGGAAUCUUAUUUUCAAGUAGCUAAGGAUCUUCCCUUGGAAAAGCUAAGUUACCUGAAGCAAUUGUUUUCCACUGCAAUGGCAGAAUACAAUGACCUGAUUACAGACCAACAUGUUUUUGAAAAAUUUGUUCCAAACCAAAACCACCUUGCCAGGAUGCAAAAUCUGAUCAUCACAAUGCGGCGUUACUUGAGGGAGACCAAGGAAAUGUGUCAAGAAUCAUGGGCCCGAUUCAACCCUGUGCAUAUGCUGUGUGGUAUUAUACUUCUAACAGCAGCCUGCGUACAUUGUUUUCUGGUAUCUGAAAAUGUGUCAACUUUUGAAUCCUUACACAGAGUUCUACUUUUCUAUCCAAUUAUCUGGGGCCUGGCUGCAGCGUUAAUAGUCAGUAUCUGGAUGCUGAUAUCUGGCAUUAUGGUAAAGUCUCUGACAUUAUGUUGUUGGGUGGCUGUUGGUUCACAUUUGGGCUUCCAUUGGCAUUUUUGGAGAUCUAAAUACAUUAAGAAUCAAGUUGCAAACAAAUUAUCCCAAACCUCUAUUGCUGCUAUUCAAGAGAAGUGGCAAAGUUGGUGGAAGAUCUUAAUUCCUUUGGGACUUACCUUAUUACGGUGUGGAGCCAUGUUUUCCAAUAGUUUUGUAGUAAAUGAAGGGCAAGUAGUAUCUUUCCUUUUGAAGUCUAUUGUGACUUUCACAGUCCUAGAACUAAAAUGGAAUGGAAAACUUAAUCAUGGUUUAAAUGUGAUAGACAUGCAUAGGAACCCUAGUUUUGUAACAUAUAAAAGAGAAUCUCUUUACAUAAUUGGAUUACUGGUUACCUUUCUGCUGUGUGUGCUUUGCUCCAAUAACUUUUAUAACUGUCGUGAAGAACUUGCAAAUUGUGAACCCUCUUCCUUCCUCAGGCCUUUGUCAAGUUUAAGUAAUAGGCAAGAAAGGAACGUCCAUUACAUUUUGUCAGUGUUGUCACUUGGAUUCUUGGUCUACCUCAUACGAAAAUGGUUCCUUCAUUACGGAAACCUCAACAGCUCUCAUUUGAUUGUGUUAUUUGUACGUUUGGGUUUCCCUUUUAUCGCUUUUUGCUCAUGCUGCUAUUGGGCUGUAAAUGCUGCCCCUGAAGAAACUUCUGUUAAACUUCAUGAUAUGAAAGAGAAGAUUGUGGUCGUUCUCCCAGGCAUUGUCUUUGGCCUUGUAACAACCGGCUUCUUUAUCGUGCUGUGGAAUCCAAUUACUGUCUUUGUGAAGGAAAAUAGACAGUCUGAUGAAACUCUUAUCCCUUCCUGUAAAAGCUCUGCUGAAAUGAAAGCUGAUUCUCUACACGUCAUCCCACUGAUAUACCGUAAAAUACAACAAUCAAUGAAAAUACAUUUUAAUGGUGAUCGGGAUGAAUCUCGGACGGUGGCUGCUUAUGGACUGGGGACUGUAUACUCUGCUGCACUCCUUAUUGUUAUUGUUCUUUUAGCAUUUUUACUUAUUCUGCUUCAUAAUGAGAGAAUGUCACUGGCUUUCCUGCUACUGUUCUUGGAGGGAUUUUCUCUCCUGGAAAUACAUGGUAUGGCAAGGAAUCUUUCAUUACAGACUGAUAACACAGGCUAUUUUACAGUCCCAUGGUAUGCCGUUACAGCCUGGGUCUUUGCAGCGACACAGUUCUUUUAUGCCACUGGGCAUCAGCCAACAUUCCCAACUAUCCAGUGGAAUGCAGCCUUUGUUGGGUUCUCUGAAGGGCAUAGCACCAAUAUACUGCCAGCAAUAUUGGUUGGAAUGAAUACCUUUGCUUCUCAUAUUCCCGGCAUUGGAUGUCCUUUGUUGCUGUUUUGGCCAUUUGUCCGUGAAGUGAAAAACACAAAAAACAAGAGCACCAGAAAGGAGCCUGGAGAUGAGGGGCUGAUGAUGGAGAUGAGGUUGCAAGAAAAUCCUGAGAUGUUUUCCACAGCCUUGCUACAACUGGGAAUGCGAUACUUAUUCGUCUAUGGCGUGCAGCUUCUGGCUUCUGUGUGUGCAGCUGCCAUAUUAAGAAGACAUUUAAUGGUCUGGAAGAUAUUUGCGCCAAAGUUUCUUUUUGAGGCUUUGGGGUUUAUUGUGAUGAACAUCUACCUUGUUAUCACUUUUUGUUUUGUGAUGCGUGUGGAUGUUGGUGUCAAUACAUGGUUUAAAGGACUCCAGAAGCAGUCAAGGUAGUUGCUGACACCAUUACAAAUGAACUCCAGUGAAGAUUGCUAUAGAUAUUUACAAUGGGACAGAUUGCCAAUCACAUUGAAUACCAAAGGAAAACCAACCUUAACUUAAUUUAAUUAUCUCUAGAUAUAGGUUGCCAUUGUAAAAGAAGCACAAAUGACCACCUUGCCUUCUAUAGCCAUCAAACAAAUGCUGAAGUUCCUUUGUACGCACAAGUGAAGAAGAAUUUUGAGCCACUGAAUAAAAGGUAGCUGUCUGCUGUUUCUUGAGGUUGACUAUUACUCGAAAGAAGUUAUUUGUAAAUAAGUGCCAUUUUUAACUUUUGUCUACAUGGCAUGUAGAUGUGACAGCAUAACUUAAAUCACAUUUGUUUUAGUGAAAGACUUCAAGCAUAAAGAUAAACUGCCUCCGGUUUAAUGUUUUGUAAUAUGACAAAUUCCUGUUGUCAUGCAAAUUUAAUUACAAAACCAAACCAGUUGUAUUAUAAUUUUUCAUGUGAAUACUAAAUUUAAAUCUUUAAUGAAGGUUCUUAAUGUUGACAUUUUGCAGAGAUUAUUCCAUUAUAAUGCUGUCAGAUGUAAAAUAAGUGCAAAUAUUGUGCAAAUCCUUAAAAGAUAUGUUACAUAGUAAUUUCAUUAAUUCAGAUAAAGUGUUUAAAAUGCCAAUGCGAAUACAUCUUUGUAUUUGCCUUUGUAUGAGCAGAGUAUUUGUCCAAGAAAGCAAAACUCAUUUACAUUAAGUGUGUUCAUAAUGUCAUAAGGAAUAGUAGUAGAAUUAGGCCUUUCGGCCCAUCAAGUCUACUCUGCCAUUCAAUCACGGCUGAUCUUUCACUCCCUCCUAACUUCAUUCUUCUGCCUUUUCCCCAUAACUAACACCUGUACUAAUCAAGAAUCUAUCUGUCUCUGCUUUAAAUAUAUCCACUGACUCGGCCUCCACAGCCUUCUGUGGCAAAUAUUUCCACAGAUUCACCACCCUCUGACUAAAGUGUUGGAUUUUUCAUCACUCCAAUUUAAAAAAUAAAUAAAUAUCCACUCCAGAUUCUUCAUGUUUCAGCAGCAUAAACAUUCCCAAUUCUGAGGAAAGGUCACAGACCUGAAACCUUGUUUGGUUUUCUUUCUAUUGAUGCUGCUUGAUUAGCCGAGUUCUUAAAGAAUGUUUUUAUUUUCAGAUUCCAGCAGUUUUGUUUUCAGUCCUUUGAGUUUGAAUUAUUUUGGUACGUUUUUAAAUGCAGCAUAAAUUAAUACAUUUUUAAUUACAAUGGCUUAUGUGGGAAGGGCUGCUUUGUAUUAUUGAUAUAUUGCAGAAGUGGUGAUCAAAUGUUUUUUUUCUUCCAAUAGUCAAUUAAACUGUGUGACUGUAGAUAAGUGAUUAGCUGUUUUAAUGCUGUUGCAAUGGUUGUUUGUCUUGUAAAUUCAAUGUUGAUUACUUGUUUAUGAAAUGUCAUACUUUGUUAAUUAAAUUAAAAAAUAAUGAAAAUUAAAAUACAUUUUCUGCU
Leucoraja erinaceus (little skate) is the source of this 4889-nucleotide messenger RNA. It is a transcript of the gene pigo, whose product is annotated as phosphatidylinositol glycan anchor biosynthesis, class O. The transcript has 10 exons. Gene Ontology annotation, molecular function: mannose-ethanolamine phosphotransferase activity. NCBI's taxonomy places the organism in Eukaryota, Metazoa, Chordata, Chondrichthyes, Rajiformes, Rajidae. Bases 137 to 3397 code for a protein of 1086 amino acids. The record is from RefSeq and is a predicted model, not a curated record. Gene Ontology annotation, biological process: GPI anchor biosynthetic process. Gene Ontology annotation, cellular component: endoplasmic reticulum membrane.